ACGUCUACCCCGCCACAGCAGCAUCUUUGCCCUCCUCUCCCGCGCCAGCACGCCGAUAUAUGGCCACGAGGCUGUGCCAUCCAUCUCCGUCUUCUCACUAGCUUUCGAAAGAUACCCGGAAAUAUGUCUGUUGACGCGGCGUAUGCGCUGGAAACGUUCCAGCAAGAUUUGGUGAACGUGCCGGAGGAAGUCGCGCACUACCUCGAGGAGAUGAAGUUCAAAGACGUGAAGCUCAACACGCUACGGCGACGGAUACAGCACUACGAUAACUCGAUCCAGAAGCAUAUUCGUCAGCAUGGAUCACUGAGCGAAAACCCUAAGGAGGCGAUCAACAACCCGAAGAUCGUGACCGACUACGAGCAGGCCAUCAAACUGCAGGAAGAAAAGUGCGAGCUGGCGCAUAAGCUCAAUGGUCUUGUUACCCGACAUCUAAAGCGUCUUGAUAGCGAAAUCAAGAAGCUGCAGAACGACGGCGCACUAGCUCCGAGCACGGAGCCGAUCGUGCUGCCAAACAUCCAGAGCCUGCAGCAGCAGCAAGCGGUCUCGAGCUCGUCGGCGGCGCAUCAUGCGCAGGCGCAGGCGCACGCCCACGCUCAAGCACAGCAUAUGGCAGCGCAACAGGCUGCUGCGAACCAGGCUGCUGCUGCGCACGCUGCGGCCACGCACGCAGGCUUUUUGAACGCGCAGAAGAGGGCGUCGCCGCAUGCGAUUCAGCAGAUGGCGGCGGCGCGGAGCGCGGCGAUGGGAGAUGCGGUGGGGGUGAAUGGCGCGGUUGGACCGGAUGGUGUGCGUGGGGUCUAUGGGCCUGGGAAAGGAAGCAUGAUGGGAGAUAAUGGGAUGAUGAGGCCGACUAAACGGCAUAAGAUUGCAUCCGUCCGAAGCACGCCCGGUCCUGGAAGUCCAAUGCCGAUGGGUGCAGGACACGUCGGCGGGAUGCCAGGCCGUGCUGUCGAUAGUACGGAUUAUUCGACGAUAGUAGUCGCAAGCGGCGACAAGCAGUCUGUUGCCGACAUCAUCGCGAACCAGAUCCGUAAUUCCGGGAUGCUGCCGCGCGGUAUGCCGAACGGGGUGAGCAACGGUGGUGACAAGGACAUGAAGAACAAGAAUGGCAUGCGGCAGCAGAUGAAGAACAAGCACUCACAAGAGCCCGAGGAAGAAGACGACGAGGAAAACAACGACAGCGCGCUGUACUGUUUCUGCCAGCAGGUGUCGUACGGCGACAUGGUCGCGUGCGAUAACGAGGACUGCCGGUAUGAGUGGUUCCAUUACGGGUGCGUGGGGCUCAAGAGUCCGCCGAGCGGGGUGUGGUAUUGUUCGCAGGAGUGUCAGGAGAAGACACAGAAUAAUAAGAGGAAUCGCAAGUGAGAGAGAUUCUCUCUUUGAAUUUUAUAACUGGGAAGGCGUCAUUGUGUUUAUUUGGUA
Myxozyma melibiosi is the source of this 1422-nucleotide messenger RNA. Its product is annotated as inhibitor of growth proteins N-terminal histone-binding-domain-containing protein. Gene Ontology annotation, biological process: regulation of DNA-templated transcription. The transcript is spliced from 3 exons. The coding region runs from base 124 to 1365 and encodes 413 amino acids. Lineage: Eukaryota; Fungi; Ascomycota; Lipomycetes; Lipomycetales; Lipomycetaceae. Gene Ontology annotation, cellular component: nucleus. The record is from RefSeq and is a predicted model, not a curated record.